AAACAGUGCUGAAGUUUGAUGCUUUUAACCAUUUCUCAAUAAAUAACUUUUUAUGAAAAUAAGGCAAAAAUUUGUUAAUAUAAUUAAAAGGAGUUCAUAAUAUUUAUAUUUCAUUUUGUGGUGUACACCAUAGACAUUUUAAAAUUCUUUAUGGUUCAUUGCAAAUCACGCUUGAAACUAGAAAAAUUUCCUUAGUACCUGUGUGUUGAAUGUACGUGUGUGUUCAGACAGUAACCAACAUAGGGGGACUGCGAGAGCAAAGGAUGAACAUGGGGCAGAAAGUCUCAGGGGGAAUCAAGACCAUCUCCAACACCAGAGAGCCAACAUACAAAGCUAUCAACCGUGAACCUGCGUACAAUCCUGAUUUUCAAAAACCCAGCAGGCUAGAUGCUUUGCUUGACAUGCCUCCGUCCUCACGUGAAGUUCAAAUCAAACAUGCGUGGAAUGCGGAUGACAGGUCCCUUAAUAUAUUUGUAAAAGACGAUGAUCAAAUGACUUUCCACAGACACCCAGUUGCUCAAAGCACAGACUGCAUCAGGGGCAGGUUCGGAUACACCAGAGGACUUCAUGUCUGGGAAAUAUUUUGGAGCACCCGUCAGCGGGGCACUCAUGCAGUUGUGGGUGUUGCCACAAGUGAUGCCCCUUUACAUUGUGUGGGGUAUCAAAGUUUGGUUGGGAGCAACAAAGACUCAUGGGGGUGGGACUUAGGGAGGAACAAACUAUACCAUGACAUGAAAAAUACGCCAGGAGUCACAUAUCCAACUUUGUUGAAUGCUGAUGAAAAUUUUGUGGUACCGGACAGUUUUCUAGUCGUUUUAGAUAUGGAUGAAGGAACACUGAGUUUUGUGGUAGAUGGACAGUAUUUAGGUGUUGCCUUCAGAGGCCUCAAAGGGAAGAAGUUGUACCCAAUUGUGAGUGCUGUUUGGGGUCACUGUGAAAUUACAAUGAAAUACAUUGGUGGUCUUGACCCUGAACCUCUACCGCUAAUGGAUAUAUGUCGGAGGACAAUACGAGCCCAGUUGGGAAAACACAGACUUCAAGAAACACACUCCCUUCCUAUCCCCACAUCUCUUAAACAGUAUCUUUUGUACCAGUCAUAGCAUCUAGUGAAUAUGCACACUAUCAUCAUUACAUUUCUUUGCCCUAAACAGGCAUCAUCAGUCCUACAUAGUCCUACCUUGAUCAUAUUUUCUUGUUAUUAUUGUUGUUAUUUAUUUAUUAGUUGUUGUAACGGCACAUUGCCAGCAUUGUCACACUAAAUGUUGCCAUCAUCUCCAUGAUUGUUUACAUUCAUCAACAGUACAGUUGUGACAUUGUAUAUUUAAAACUGAUGUUUUAAAAAAUCUCUAAAGUUUUUAAAAGAAACUACCCUGUAGUCAAGUUUUUAAAUGUGUCCACAUAUCUGGAAAGUCAGUUGAAAGGAUCAUUGUAAUACAAAUAAGUUUUAAUUUAUCUGUAGAAGUUUAUAUGUUGUUUGUGUGAUUUGUAAUCAUAGCAAAUUUAAAACAAAAUUGCUAAUUUAUCAAAAUGUAUCUUUUAUAAUAAUUAAUAAUAAGAUUAUAAUUGAAGUUUUUUUUUCUAGUUUAAUUUUUUCAACAUUUUUAUUAGACAAUUUUUUUUUUCCUUGUAUUGAUGUAGGUUAAUUUACAAGUUAACUUUUUUGAGAUCUCUUUUUUUUAAUGCUGAACUAAAAACAGAAUUCCCUGACACAAGUAAUUAGCUUUCUUUAAAAUCUCUACACAAUACACAGUGAAAACCUUACAUUGCUCAGUAUUUUAUUGCUUAUCAUUAAAUUUGUGUUCAUUUGUUUGCUAUUUAACCAAAAGUGCAAUGCUUACAGUUAAAUGGUGUUUGAAGUUUAAAUGGUGUCAUUACAUUUCUGAAUAAUGCAUCACUGUUGCAGGUGUCUACAUCUUACACAUCACAUUGACUUGGUUACAAUUGGCCUACUGCAACAUUUAAAUAUCACUUUUUAAAGAUCUGUCUCAACACUUUAAAAUUUUUGUUCUUGUGUAUAUUUCAUUUCCCAAAAUAAGCGUGAUUUUAAACUUGCAUUGAGUGCAGCAGAAAUUUUAAAAAAAGAAUACAAAACUUGUUUAUUUUUUGUGGUGGUAAAGUAACUCAAUUGUAACCAUACAUGUAUCCAAAUGAUCCAAAUUUAUGUACAUACCUUUGAUCUCUGGCAGGGAGAAUUGAUAUUCAUGACUUUCCAUUCUAUGGGGAAAAUUAUUUUAAUUUAAAAUAACAAAAGCUGCUGUAGAUGUAGAUUUUUAAAAUGUACUAUUACUCAUGACAACUAUCAUCAUAUAGCAGAUUAAUGUUGACACCUAGCUCUAGACUUGCGCUCCACAAACAAUCACACUAAUCUAGAUUAAAUAUGAUGCUUUAAAAGUAUAUUUUUUCUGAAAGUAAGCAGUGCCCAUGUCAAAACUUGUUUUUGUUUGAAGAAGGUUUGAAUAUUUGUUUUGAUGAAGUAUGAAAGAGAGAAACAAUGUUUUUGUGAUUGCAGUUGUAAUAAGUAAUAUACUUAAAUGGUGUUUGGAGUAUAAUCACGAAAAGAAAAGGAAAAAUCAGUUUUAACUAGGUAAAGUAUUUG
Messenger RNA from Physella acuta, 2596 nucleotides. Its product is annotated as SPRY domain-containing SOCS box protein 1. Gene Ontology annotation, molecular function: protein binding. Gene Ontology annotation, cellular component: SCF ubiquitin ligase complex. Lineage: Eukaryota; Metazoa; Mollusca; Gastropoda; Physidae. Gene Ontology annotation, biological process: proteasome-mediated ubiquitin-dependent protein catabolic process; intracellular signal transduction. The record is from RefSeq and is a predicted model, not a curated record.